Molecule: messenger RNA, 1338 nt
Organism: Zasmidium cellare ATCC 36951
Lineage: Eukaryota; Fungi; Ascomycota; Dothideomycetes; Mycosphaerellales; Mycosphaerellaceae
Exons: 1
Coding region: 1-1338 (445 amino acids)
Source: RefSeq, a predicted model, not a curated record
AUGUUGAGCUCUGCAUAUAUUGUAGCUGCACUGUUCGUAGCAACGGCAACUGCCCAUCCUCCACCACAUCCACCCUGGCAUCAAAGAUCCUGUAUUCCUCAAUUUACUCUUCACCAUGGCUCUCGCGAGUCCGUCGGUCUCCUGUCGAAUCCUCUCCAACUCGCAGUCGCCAACUUGACAAAUUACACCCACCCGGCCAACUACGGCUCUCCCACCCACAACCAAGUCCAUCCCAUCGAGCCCGGCUCCGCCAACAUCAUCGGGCACUGUGGCACCAUCGUCUCAUCCUUCGCCGUCGGAAAACGAAACCUCUACAGCGAUGUCAACGGCACGCUCUUACCGCCUUGGAAGCAGGAAGACGCCUCACUCGAUACGAUUUAUGAUCUGGCGAGUUUGACCAAAUUGUUCACGACGGUGGCGGUUUUGCGGCAGCUGGAUGCUGGGACGUUGCAGUUGAAUGCGAGCGUGGCGAGGUAUUUGCCGAAGUUUGCGGUAAAUGGGAAGGAGGGCAUUACUAUCCUGGAACUGCUCACGCAUACGAGUGGGUUUGCACCGGAUCCCGUGCCGGGGUUGUACGAUCCAGUGUAUACCACGUACGAGGAGCGCAUCGAUGCCAUCUUGUCUGCGCCCUUGCAGGAUGCGCCGGGGAGUACGUAUACGUACUCGGAUCUGAACUUCAUGACUCUGUUCAUCCUUCUGGAGACGGUGACGGGGAAGCAGCUCGAUGUGUUGAUCGCGGACUUUACGAAGCCUCUUGGAAUGACCAGUACGUUCUUCAACCGCGGCAAUGUCGAGGGACCGGCGUUUCGGCCUUAUGGGCGGAUGGCCACGCAGGAGUUCCAGAUUGCCGUCUUGGGUCCCUCUGAGCCUCAGCGACCACAGCCGGUGCGUGGGACGGUGCAUGAUGAGAAUGCGUGGGCGUUGGAUGGCGUCAGUGGUCAUGCUGGACUCUUCUCGACUGUUGGCGACACGGCUGUCCUCUGCCAGAUGAUUCUGAACAAUGGCACAUACGGCGGGAGCCGGUAUCUAUCGCAGCAGGCGGUCGACUGGAUCUUCACCAACUUCAACGCCCGCUUCCCCAGCGAUGCGCACGGCUUAGGGUUCGAAUUGGACCAGUACUACUGGUCUGGCCCGAUGGCGAGCCUACAGACCGCCGGCCAUACUGGCUUCACUGGUACAACCUUGGCGAUCGAUAGACCCAGCAAUACUUUCUUCCUGCAUUUUGCGAACCGCGUGCAUCCAAGUCGGAACUGGAGUAGCAACAACAUCGCUCGAGAAGCCCUUGGAUACUGGGUGGCGAAGUCGUUGGGUCGAGACGUAGCAUUCCCAAGCACUUAG